GCGGAGCAGAGCGGUGCAGAAAGCGGAGCGGAAUUAUUUGGCCGCCGAUAACAAACCGCGUACGAAUUUCCAUGUGUUUUGAAUGUACUUUUUGUUUUGUUUUGUGCCUAGUUGUUGUACGUGAUGAACGCGGUGAACUCAAACAUACGGUCGAUUGUUUAAAUUUUCAAUGAAUGGCAGCGGUAGUUUUAAACAAUUCAAUGAAUUAAAUUGACUUGGUGCCCCAAUGUAAGUGAUCCGUUGGCCCCUGUUCUUCAAUAAAUCUCGACAAUAAUUAAGUGAAUAUCAGGUAAACAAUCGAAUUAAAUAUUUUGCGUACACAGUACAAAUAAAUAAUUCGAUUUCUGGCCUCCGCCUAAUUGUACUUGGUUUAUGCGAAAAGUUUUUGCGCCAUACAGGAAAAUUCGAGCCGUGAUUGGCCGGAAAAUGAGUGCAAUAAUUCGCAAGCUUGGCAACUUUUAUGCCCAGCACCACCAACACGGAACUCUGGAUUAUUCGUGGCCAGUACAGCGUGGGUAAUUGCAUUUGGUGACCCAGACGCUGCGGAUGAAGUAAUUUGUUAUUAUAAUUGAUCCGACAAGAAUGGUCGAAUAAUAUGCGCAUUAACCCAUGACAAGAGUUACCCACUUUGACACACCCACGAUGGGGACAGUCGCUUCAGAUUCAACGUCGGAAAAUGUGGAAACGGCGAACCAGUCCCAAACGCAGGAUAAUCUGCGCAUAUUUUUGAAGCGUUUGUAUGCCGAGUGCGUGUACCGAUACAAGAAUGUCACAUACUAUGCGGCCGACCCAUCAGUUUCACUCGGGGCAGCAACAGACUACGAGUCGGAUUUGCCGGAGAAUUUCAGCCCCGUGCCGCGAUAUCUUGAGGACGCUGUAUUGAACGAGGGCGCCAUUGAUAUGCGGAACGUGGACGAGGAGGUGGCGGAAAAGGAGGAGCUAAUGGCCACCGUUCUCAGUGCAACGAUGGCCACAAAUCAGCGGGAGCCGCUGUUCUUCUGCCCCUUGAACUUUGACGGAUAUCUCUGCUGGCCCCGGACGCCGGCGGGCACCGUGCUGAGUCAAUAUUGUCCCGACUUCGUAGAGGGAUUCAACAGCAAGUUUCUGGCCCACAAGACCUGUCUGGAGAACGGCUCCUGGUUCCGUCAUCCGGUAAGCAAUCAGACCUGGUCCAAUUACACCAACUGCGUGGACUACGAAGACCUGGAGUUUCGCCAGUUCAUCAACGAGCUGUACGUGAAGGGCUACGCCCUCUCCCUGCUGGCCCUGCUCAUAUCGAUUAUUAUCUUUCUGGGCUUCAAAUCCCUGCGCUGCACCCGGAUUCGGAUUCAUGUUCACCUGUUCGCCUCGCUGGCCUGCACCUGUGUGGCCUGGAUUUUAUGGUACCGCCUGGUGGUGGAACGAAACGAAACCAUAGCCGAGAAUCCGCUCUGGUGCAUUGGCUUGCAUCUGGUGGUGCACUAUUUCAUGUUGGUCAACUACUUCUGGAUGUUCUGUGAGGGGCUGCAUCUACACCUGGUGCUCGUUGUGGUCUUUGUCAAGGACACGAUUGUGAUGCGGUGGUUCAUUGUCAUCAGCUGGUUAUCGCCGAUUCCCGUUGCCAUGGUCUACGGAUUGGCCAGGCAUUUCAGCGGCCCGGAUAACAAACACUGCUGGAUAAAUGACAGCCUUUACCUGUGGAUCUUCUCGGUGCCCAUAACCCUCUCGCUGCUGGCUAGCUUUAUUUUCCUGAUCAACGUGCUGCGGGUGAUCGUCCGGAAGCUGCAUCCCCAGUCCGCCCAACCUGCGCCCCUGGCCAUCCGCAAGGCGGUGCGGGCCACCAUUAUCCUGGUGCCGCUGUUCGGCCUGCAGCACUUCCUGCUGCCCUAUCGUCCGGAUGCGGGCACCCAGCUGGACCGCUUCUACCAGCUGCUCUCCGUCGUCCUGGUCAGCCUGCAAGGAUUCGUGGUCUCCUUCCUGUUCUGCUUCGCCAACCAUGACGUCACCUUCGCCAUUCGCACGCUGCUCAACAAGUGGCUGCCCCGACUGGUGACCGCUCCGCCGCCGGGGAGUAAUACCGGGCAGAUGGCCACGACCACGCCCAGCCGCGAAUUGGGCGUUUAAGAAUUACCACGCGAGGGUCGAUCGAAAUAUUGACCGCAUCGCCGAGCAAAAAUUCUGAACGGAGUUCAAGCAAAAGCAUUUCUUUUUUUCAUUAUCCUGAUACAAAUAACGCAAGAAGUCAGUCAAAAAGUCAACCUUAUUUUCACUUGCUAUAAUUUUUAUUUAAAGCAUCACAAAAAACAUGGAAAAAAGCUAACUUCGGCAAGCCGAAAUUUAUAUAACCUUGCAGCUAUUGCAAAAAUUAAAUGUUUUCAAUUAGAAACGUAUUUGAAAACUAAUAUAUUUUUCACAGCGCACACUGGGCCAGAGGGCCCGAGUUUUGGCCAGAUGUCCGUUUUUUUUUUGAGAAAAUUAAUAAAAUGAGAAUGAGGCCCUUUUUAAUAUACAUUUAGCUAACUCAU
Drosophila gunungcola (fruit fly) is the source of this 2504-nucleotide messenger RNA. RefSeq names its product calcitonin gene-related peptide type 1 receptor (gene hec). NCBI's taxonomy places the organism in Eukaryota, Metazoa, Arthropoda, Insecta, Diptera, Drosophilidae. Gene Ontology annotation, biological process: adenylate cyclase-modulating G protein-coupled receptor signaling pathway; cell surface receptor signaling pathway. Gene Ontology annotation, molecular function: calcitonin receptor activity. The transcript has 11 exons. The record is from RefSeq and is a predicted model, not a curated record. Bases 610 to 2103 code for a protein of 497 amino acids. Gene Ontology annotation, cellular component: plasma membrane.